AACCAAAAAAGACCCGCGAACCCGAGAGUGUGUGAAUUUAAAGGAAAAGAGAAAUCCCCAAAAUUCUAUUCAAAUUUGGGAACAAAGGCACGAUGCAGGCGAACGAGUUCGAUGGAAACGCGGCCUUCGCCGGAGGCGGAUUCAUGCCUUUUCAGGCUACUCAGACCGCUCCCGACCGUCCAUCCUCUUCCUCCAAAAACAGUGAUGCGCGUUGUUUGACUCCAGUUACAGUAAAGCAGUUGAAGGAUCUCUCUAAAGUUGGAGAGUCUGGUAUUUCCAUUGACGGUGUUGAUGUCAAUAAUAUUGUAUUGGUGGGAAUCAUAUCCAAGAUAGACAAUGCUGUUUCAGAUUGUACUUUUAGAGUUGAUGAUGGCACAGGAUGGGUUGAAUGCACCAAAUGGAUUCAUGAACAUGUAGACUCAGUUGAAGUAGAUGUGCUCUCGGUUGGAAUGUAUGUUCGUGUCUAUGGCCAGUUCAAAAGCAUUCAAAGUAGAAGGUCCAUACACACCUUUUCAAUUCGGCCAAUUACUGAUUUUAAUGAGAUUGCACACCACUUCCUUGAGUGUAUAUAUGUUCAUUUGUACAACACCAAGUUGAGGCUUCGGAUGACAAGUGCAACUGACGGUAUGACUGCUCAGCCCCAGGUGGCAAAUUCAUAUUCUGGCAACCAUAUAAUGGGUUACAGCUACCAAACUAACUCGACAAGCCAGUUUUCUAACCAGUAUAACACUGAUGAAGAACAGAUCCGUGGUAUUAGUUCAAUGGUCCUACAAUACUUGCGUCGGCCAGCAUGCCUUGCAUCCGAGAUGGGGGUAAGCUCUGAUAUCGUGGCUCGAGAACUAAAUGUUUCAGUGGAUAAAGUCAGGAAAACUUUGGACUUUCUUGCAUCUGAGGGCGUUGUUUACACAACCACUGAUGAUCACUACAAAUUUACAGAUGCCUGAGGUAUGUUGAUCUGAUGUACAAACUUAAAAAGUAAUCUGUCAGUCUUUGGAGCUAAACUGAUGUUAGUUCAUUGUCGUCUUGCUCUACUUUUGCUUCAGCUUUAGAGCAAAACUGAUGAUAGUUCAUAGUCUUAACGCUCUGUCUAUCUAUGUAUGCUGGUCCUUUUAUGCAUAUUAGAAGAACUAAUACUUUUGCUAUUUUGGUCAAUGUCUCAAUGUAUUAUACUGUCUGUCGAGUUUAGAGAUAAACAAAUAGAUGAUUUUGGUUUAGUGGGUUUAUAGAUAAACUAAUGGUUUUACAAUUUUACACACUGAAUAAUCAGUAAGAGAUCAGUUUUACAA
Gossypium raimondii (Peruvian cotton) is the source of this 1286-nucleotide messenger RNA. Its product is annotated as replication protein A 32 kDa subunit B. The transcript is spliced from 10 exons. Gene Ontology annotation, biological process: double-strand break repair via homologous recombination; nucleotide-excision repair; DNA replication. Gene Ontology annotation, cellular component: DNA replication factor A complex; chromosome, telomeric region; site of double-strand break. The record is from RefSeq and is a predicted model, not a curated record. NCBI's taxonomy places the organism in Eukaryota, Viridiplantae, Streptophyta, Magnoliopsida, Malvales, Malvaceae. Gene Ontology annotation, molecular function: DNA binding. The coding region runs from base 93 to 944 and encodes 283 amino acids.